AUGGCAGAAAUUCAGGACGUACCGCCGACCAAGCUGUCCUCUGAGCGUGCCCCGCUCCUUCCAGAACGGCAGGAUGCAAUAGAACCAUACAGUAGACGCCAAUUUUCCCCAUUGACGCUUCUAAUUCCGCUGGCUGUCGCGACACGACUUACUUCGACGCUUCCUACGACGACAUUAUUGGGGGUUAUCCAAUCGGUCAUUUGUCGGCUGUGGCUUGCGUCAAAUGGCAACUUACCGUCAGAUGGGGAGAUAUCUAAAGAACUAUGCGCAGUUCCAGAGGUGGAGAAAACAUACGCUGCAGUCAUUUCAGCUGUUAUGAUUUUCGAUGGGCUUGGAGCCAUGAUCGCAUGCAGUGCGAUUAGCUAUAUUAGCUCCAGAAUCGGGAGAAAACCGGUUAUCCUUGGCACAGUUGCCAUUAGCUUUCUGGGGUAUUCUCUUAUGGUCUGCUCCCAGUACCUGCCUGGAUGGCUAGAAGCAAGCCUUAUGAUCGCCUCCCUCUUCGUGCAAACGUUCAGUGGUAUAAUGACUACGACGUUCAUUGUGAACGUCUACGCCGUUGAUAUCUCCAGUCCUGAGGACAGAACACCCAUUUUGAGCGCCAUUAAUGGUUGGGCUACGCUAGGCCAAACGGCCUCCUUUGCUCUUGGUGGACUUCUCACCACCAAGACCAAUGACCCGCUGAUCGUGUUUUACAUCUCUAUCUCCACCCUCGGGGCAGUAUUUGUGUAUAUCUUGGCUUUCCUCCCCGAAUCAUUUCCAGAAGAGAAACGCGAUGAACUGCGUCGCCAGCGCCUCGCUCAGCAGAAUGUAGAACCAAGCGUUCGUCGAAAUUUAUUGAACCGCUUCACAUCUGCGAUAGCCAUUGCGUUCGAACCUUUGAAACAGCUGGCACCUACCCGCAACGCGGAUGGCAGACAGAACUGGCGAGUUGUGUAUUGCGCAAUUCAUAUCAUCAUCACGAUGAUUGCGAACUCAUAUACGGCGCCAGCCCUGAUAUUGUUGUACACAACAAAGUACGGCUACAACCCUGCUCAGACCGGAACUGUGUUAACGACACUGAGCUUCAGCGCUGCGUUCACUCUUACGUACAUGGUGCCCUCGCUGAUUCGCAUAUUGCGGCCCAUUUACGCCAGAAAGGUUGUUCUCCUCGAAGACCAACAGGGCCCUGGCGAUGACACUGUCGUAGCGAUGCCGACUGACCGUCUUGAUAUCCAUAUCGCUUUCGUCUCCUGGGUCAUCUGUGCCGUUGCCUAUUCGAUGGCGGCUGCAACGUCGACUCGUACUUUACAUCUCAUAGCGGUGACCGUCGCUGGGUUCAGUGCAGGACAUACUCCCAUCAUUCGAAGUCUCGUGGCGUCAUCGGUCGACCCCUUAAAACAAGGAGAGGUACUAGCUGCUAUCGAAAUGAUAUCAAGCAUCGGAGCCUUCCUCUCUCCUCUUGUCAUGGGCAGCAUAUUUACUGCCACGAUCUCGACUCAGCCGAUGUUGGUGUUCCAUAUCCAUGCGGUGAUCGUGAUCGCAGCUGCGUCGCUACUCUUCCUCAUCAGAGACUCCGACCGUUAUCAGAAGCCAUAA
Molecule: messenger RNA, 1575 nt
Organism: Suillus clintonianus
Lineage: Eukaryota; Fungi; Basidiomycota; Agaricomycetes; Boletales; Suillaceae
Product: MFS general substrate transporter
Exons: 9
Coding region: 1-1575 (524 amino acids)
Biological process (GO): transmembrane transport
Cellular component (GO): membrane
Molecular function (GO): transmembrane transporter activity
Source: RefSeq, a predicted model, not a curated record